UUUCUCUUCUGUUUUGACUGUUACGGUCAGACUCACAUUCUGCUGAAACACUUGAUGGCCAACGAGACGAACCCUUGAUGCCUUAAAGUUAUUGGACAGUUAUUGAUUAUUCUUAUAUUUUAUAUAUAUUGAUUAUUGAAGUCAAUCAUCUGUCGCGUGACUCGGAUCAAAAAGGUGCAGUCAUGGGAGAUUUACUGAAGGAAAUACAGCUCAUGUUCCCAAAGGCAGCUGAGGCCCUGACAAAAGCAGGUUUUGUAACCGACAGUGACAUCCGGUCACUGACUCGAGAGGACCUGAACGAGCUGUUACCCGGAUCCGGGGAUUUCGAUCUGAGAAAGGACGUGUUUGAGAUGAUUCAAAAAUCGAGCCCACCAAAUAUGCCGCAAAAAGAAGUGGGUGAGCUGCAAAAUAAGUUGGCCAGCUGUGCAGUCAUGGGAGAUUUACUGAAGGAAAUAUACCUCAUGUUCCCAAAGGCAGCAGACGUCCUGACAAAAGCAGGUUUGAUAACCGACAGUGACAUCCGGUCACUGACUCGAGAGGACCUGAACGAGCUGUUACCCGGAGCCGGGGAUUUCAGACUGAGAAAGAACGUGUUUGAGACGAUUCAAAAAUCGUCACAAUUGACAAGUUCGGAGAUCCCCCCUAAUGAUAAUGUUGACCCACUGAAGAACAACAACACAAGGCAGCCGGACUCAAAAGAUGACGAAGGUGCAGUCAUGGGAGAUUUAUGGAAGGAAAUACACAUCAAGUUCCAAAAGGCAGCAGACGCCCUGAAACAAGCAGGUUUUGAAACUGACAGUGACAUCCGGUCACUGACUCGAGAGGACCUGAACGAGCUGUUACCCGGAGUCGAGGAUCUCAGACUGAGAAAGGACGUGUAUAAUAUGAUUCACAUUCCGAGGCCAGCAAAUAUGCUGCUAAAAGAACUGGGAGAGCUGCGAAAUAAUCUGGCCAGCUCUGCCCAAAUUGACUCUGGGGUCAGUAUGGACCACAUCCGUUUCAUUACUGAACAAUUGGUAAUUGUGCAGGUCCUUCUUAAUGAUAAUGUUGACCUACUGAAGAAGAUCAACACAUGGCAGCCGGACUCAAAAGCUGACAAAGGUGCAGUCAUGGGAGAUUUACUGAAGGAAAUACACCUCAUGUUCCCAAAGGCAGCAGACGUCCUGAAACAAGCAGGAUUGGAAACCGACAGUGACAUCCGGUCAUUGACUCGACUGGACCUGUAUGAGCUGUUACCCGGAGUCGAGGAUUUCAAACUGAGAAAGGACGUGUUUGAGACGAUUCAAAAAUCGUCACAAUUGACAAGUUCGGAGACCCCCCCUAAUGAUAAUGUUGACCCACUGAAGAACAACAACACAAGGCAGCCGGACUCAAAAGCUGACGAAGGUGCAGUCAUGGGAGAUUUACGGAAGGAAAUACAGCGCAUGUCCGAAGAGGCAGCUGCAGUCCUGAAAAAAGCAGGUUUUGUAACCGACAGUGACAUCCGGUCACUGACUCGAGAGGACCUGAACGAGCUGUUACCCAAAACCGGGGAUUUCAAACUGAGAAAGAACGUGUUUCAGACGAUUCAAAAAUCGUCACAAUUGACAAGUUCGGAGACCCCCCCUAAUGAUAAUGUUGACCCACUGAAGAACAACAACACAAGGCAGCCGGACUCAAAAGCUGACGAAGGUGCAGUCAUGGGAGAUUUACGGAAGGAAAUACAGCGCAUGUCCGAAGAGGCAGCUGCAGUCCUGAAAAAAGCAGGUUUUGUAACCGACAGUGACAUCCGGUCACUGACUCGAGAGGACCUGAACGAGCUGUUACCCAAAACCGGGGAUUUCAAACUGAGAAAGAACGUGUUUCAGACGAUUCAAAAAUCGUCACAAUUGACAAGUUCGGAGACCCCCCCUAAUGAUAAUGUUGACCCACUGAAGAACAACAACACAAGGCAGCCGGACUCAAAAGCUGACGAAGGUGCAGUCAUGGGAGAUUUACUGAAGGAAAUACAGCGCAUGUCCGAAGAGGCAGCUGCAGUCCUGAAAACUGCCCAAAUUGACCCUGAGGUCAUUAUGGAAAAAACUCGUCUCAUUAUUGACAUAUUGCUAAAUAUGCAGGAUGACUCAAAAGCUGACAAAGAAGAUUGGGUCACACUUGAGGAACCCCAGAAGUCCCCCUCCCCAGCCAUGGUCUCUAGCUCUUACUUGGAUGGAUCCCAAGAUGCUUCCAGGUCAAAAAGGAAAUGCAAUGCCUCCAGAGACUCAAACGCCAGAACGUCAGGACACAACUCUCAGGAAGUCACAGUGAAUUACAAGAUGGUUGUCGGAGGUCAAACCUUUGGCGCACAUAAACAGCUGAUGGAUCAAGUGAAUCAAGCCACUAAGUGCGACGUUCGCCUGUUGGAAAACUCUCAGGACAGCCAGAUUAUUAUUGUCUUCUGUCCAAUCACUUCACGCGUUGAGUCAGACGUGAAGGCAGUGAUGAGUGGUGUCCCAGGUGACAACCCUGUCAUUCUGGUGAAAAUGCACCAUGUAUGUGAGCCCAAGUCCUCACUGUGUUUAAAUACAUCGAUUGAUGACAGGAAUAAUGUGCUGCAGGUCAACGUUUUCUACCAUGAGACCUUUCCUGGGUUACUGAAGUGCGAACUAAAUGACACGGCUGUCUCUCAGAUCCAACACGAAUUACUGAAGUACAGUGAUCAUAGAAGUAAAGAUACCAGUCAAAUUACUUCUAAUGAAAGGUUUGUUGAAAACCCUGUAGGAUGGUUUCAACAAAAAUAUUGCCAGGCUAAAAAUUUAAAAUAAGAAUUGCUGAAACCUACAGGACUAUAGACAUGACUCAAAGCUUACAUAAAAUUCAGCAUUUAUUUAUAUGUUGGGAAUGAUAUCACCACACACAAUAUGAAGUCAGAAUGUGUGAAUCCAGAUCUGACCCCUAAUUUGAUCCACACCGGAUUUUAUUGGGUUAGGAUAACAAUCUUGUUAACAAACAAACAGGGUGAAUACAUAACCAAUUUUAUUGCAAUGGAUGGUCUCAGCUACAACAUCAGAAACAAACAGAGUAAAUGUAUAAUUAAUGGAUCUUGAGUUGUGUAUUUUAUUUAACAUUUAUUCUAACAUUGAUGUAUGAGUAUGAAAUAAAGCUAAAUAUAUAGUAUCAGUAUCUUAAACAUUUGUAUAACUGUAAAAUCAAAGAGGAGAUGAUGACAUCGAUUGAUGAGUUUUUUUUCCCAUGUCUGCUGUUCAUUUUCUAAAGCUGCCAUAAUUUAAUGUGUUGUGUCUUUGUACCAGUCAUGGUUUUUAAAUAAGAGAUUUAACAGCACAGAGGCUACACUUUCAGUAAUCAGCCAACUUUGUGUAUUGACCUACAAGAGGCAAAACAUAGAAUAGAUUGGCAAAUAAAGUUUGUUUUAAUGUGCAUUUUGCUGUAACUGCUUACAAUGGAAUGUAUGAUGUGUAAUUACUGUACAUGAUGACACAAAAUAAACUUCAAGUAUGGGUAUGACCAUAA
This is a messenger RNA of Limanda limanda (common dab), 3489 nucleotides long. RefSeq lists its product as uncharacterized. The record is from RefSeq and is a predicted model, not a curated record. The transcript is spliced from 26 exons. The coding region runs from base 183 to 2783 and encodes 866 amino acids. NCBI's taxonomy places the organism in Eukaryota, Metazoa, Chordata, Actinopteri, Pleuronectiformes, Pleuronectidae.